Molecule: messenger RNA, 564 nt
Organism: Culex pipiens pallens (northern house mosquito)
Lineage: Eukaryota; Metazoa; Arthropoda; Insecta; Diptera; Culicidae
Product: perlucin-like
Exons: 1
Coding region: 2-529 (175 amino acids)
Source: RefSeq, a predicted model, not a curated record
CAUGACGUUCAAAGCAGUUUCGAUAGCCUUUGUGCUAGCAGUAGCUCAGGUAUCAGCUUCUCCCCUAACAAAUCCAGGACCUGCCAAGAACUCCACCUCGGACAUUUCAGUCCGAGCCGGCUUCGCCAACUCGUACCAGCGCUACUUUGUCUACAACGACGAAGAGCUGACCUUCUUCGAGGCCUGGCACAAGUGCCGUGCGCACGGACUCCGGCUGGCCUCAGUCCGCUCGGCCCUGGAUGACGCGAAGCUGCUGGUGGCACUCGCCCAGAAGGACAUCAACCAGCCGGGACCGUGGUGGAUCGCCGGGACGGAUAUGGGCCAGUCUGGAAGCUUCGUGUGGAUCACCGGUAACAUGCGGAUUGACGGGCGGAGAGGUUAUACGAACUUUGCCCCGGGAGAACCGAAUAACGCGGGUGGUAACGAGCAUUGCUUGGAGGUGGGAUGGACAGUUGGAACGCUGUGGAACGAUUGCGAUUGCGACCUGAAAAAGAGGUACAUCUGCGAGUUGGAUAGUUGUGACUGUUGACUGAGUUGGGAAUAAACAUAUUUUAUAUAAUUGCA